AUGCCAGUCGCUGCAGAGAGCCGCAGGCAAAGUCUGGCACCAGUGAGUUGCCCUGCGGUGUGUGAGUCAGAGGACACUACUGCAAGGGGUGGGACGCCCUGGACGGUGGGAUUUGGGGGCUUCCGUGGUUCCGCCCCCCAAGGGGCUGGAGUGCGGAUGAGUGACGAGCCUCUGAAGGCCCCCCAUAGGGCCCAUGGGGCUCAAGAGGGCCCUUCGGGGCCCCCUAAGAGCUCGGGGCCCCCAACUCAACAUGGGGAUGCGUCUGCUGGGGGUGGCGGGCAGGGAAAGGGCGACUCUGCCCCCAGACGCAGUACCAAAAGGGUCAAAGGGCACAGCAGCAAGUACAAAGUGCGUAAGCAUGGAGCUCCCGCUAUGGCUAGCGCAGGGCCUUGGGAAGGCCACGAGGGGGACGCCGGUCAUGCAGCAGAGGCAGGCACAGAUGAAACUGCUGCCCGUCGACAUCAUGGCCGCAGGCGACCCCGUUCUCAGUACGCGGUGCCUGAGCCUGAAGACGCAGGGAGAAAGCAUGCUUCUAAAACAAUCAUUGGAAAGCUGGGCAUGACUGCAGGUACAGCGGGAGCCGCAGGACGUACUGCGCUGAUGGAGCAGAAGAGAAAGCUCUACAAGGAUACCACACAGCAGCCCCUCUGGGGUAUCCGCAAGCUCACUAUCAAUCCAAUAGAUAAGGACGAUCUGAGACGAUUUCCCGGGAACUGUGUUCAUACAACUAAGUACACGUUCUUCUCGUUUCUUCCCAAGGCAUUGUGGAAGCAGUUUCACCGGCUCCCUAACUGGUGGCUGGUGCUGGUGCUGAUUCUUGAGUACAUUCCCCUGCCACGAUUCCACCCUUUGACACCGUGGAGCAUACUUUUGCCUCUCGUUUUCACUCUGGGGCUGUGCCUUGCCAAGGAAAUGCUCUUGGACCUACAGCGCCGUGCAACCGAUCGAUGGCGUAACUUUCGUGUCUGCACGAUCAUCGAUGGUCGCCGUCCCCAGUUGCGGAUGGUGCACUGGGGUGCUUUGCGGGUUGGGAACAUUGUUCGGCUGACAGACGAGGAGGAGGUGCCUGCUGAUAUAGUUGUCUUGGCCACAUCUAACCCCGAGGGCAUUGCAUACGUGGAGACCUCCAAGCUCGAUGGCGAGACGACCCUUAAAUUCAAGCAGGGAGCUAAGGAAACUCGAACAGAGACAUACCCCUUGGCCAUUGCGGGCAUCCGGGGGAGGGUGGUGUGCGAGAAACCCACAUCCGCUAUGGACCAUUUCAGCGGCAGCCUGAAACUGGAUGCACACCCCCGUGCCACCUCGCUGGAUCUCUCUAACUUUAUUCACCGGGGUGCACAUCUCAAAAACACCGAGUGGCUUUACGGGGUGGUGGUGUAUACAGGCCACGACACCCGCACUCUCCGCAGUGCUAAACACCCAAGCCUAAAGUUUGCACACAUUGAGAGCGAAGUGAACUCCUACACCAUCGUGUCAUUUUUCAUUGUUGCCCUCCUUAUUCUUAUAUCGGUCAUGAGCAAGUCCAGCGUGCAGGACCGAGAGAGAGUGAACAAUGUGCGGACAGAGUUUCCGAGCUCGAUCUCGUUUAUGUUGGGUACGACUGAGGCCCUGCAGAACCCGUGGCUAUCUAUCAUCCGGUAUAUGACGCUCUUCCUGGCGGUGAUUCCAAUCUCCCUCCCUUUCGUCCUGGACUGUGCAUACUGCGUUCAAGCGUGGCUUAUUCAAGGAGACUCUGGAAUGACUGUGGGAGCUCCUCAGCAGCCCCUGGGUUCCACAUAUGCCGUUGGCUUCGGGUUACCCCCCUUAAACCAACGUGCGCAAGAGCAGUCGCACCGUACUGGCUUAUCAGGGGCCGACCCUGCUCAGAACAACAUUACCACUUCGGCCGAGUCGCUGGACGCUGCAGCGUCUCUGGACCGACGCACGAGCAAGGCUACUACGUCAAGAGAGGGAACGAGCGCCGGAACGCUCCGGAAUUCUAGCAACGAUGCGGCGCGUACGGAGCUCGAUCCGUUUAUUGAGUCCCAUAGUUCACAGACAAUGCAAAGCUUUGCCCAGGCCAAAGGAGAUAGCACUUGGCCUUCUGUCCACACUCCCAACAUCAUUCCGGACUUGGGCCAAGUGGACUUUGUCUUUAUCGACAAAACCGGCACCCUGACAGGCAACGACAUGACCUUUUCCAUGUGCAGUGUAGUGGGGCGCAUUUAUGGGAUGACGAAUUAUGGUGGAUCUAUAUGGCAACAAGACGAGUGCCGGACACGUAGUGGGCUAGUGGAUACUGCUGGGGUAGAGCAGACGCGAGCUAAACGUGCUGAUAGCACAACGAGUAGUGUCAGGCGGCACCAUUCAGCCCGUGGGCUAUGGACCUCGAGCCACGUGCAUCAUGGCCGCCUACACAAGGGUUCUGCCCAAGACAGCACAUCAGUAGAGACUUCAAAUGCGGCCUUUCAUCAAACGGGGACACACAGUAGGCCUAUGAGACGCCAGGUCUCGAAGCGUCAGCCUUCAGCCGCGAGCAGCGACUCUCAAGAAGGCACUUCGCUCUCCACUCCGUGUAGGUUGCCAUCAUGUACGGCUAUAGGCACGUGGCCAGCGGUAGAAGCAUUUUCUAGGAAUUGUAUGGCAACACGCGACAAUCAUGCAGCACGCAGGAUGCUGGUGUCUCACGACGGCGUUCUUUGCCAACCGAUGCUCCUGUUUCUGCUACCUGCAGGUCCUCGAGGUCGCUGGCGCCGUGGGGUCGAUCGCCGCCCUGGUCCAUGCCGGAUAGAGUCGUGCGGAUAUGCCACGCUGUCCGACUCCUCCGUAAGCGGUGGACCCUGUUACCGGGUCUAUUUUGCGUUGGCCUUGAGUCCCUUGGGGGCAAUUAUUAAGGAAUGUUUUGAGAUCUCCGUGUCUUCUUACCUCAGUGCUUCGAUGAGAGAGUUCUGCUAUAACUCUCCUGUCCCUGUGGAUGAAGGCCUAAGGGCAGUAGCCCCCAAGCCGGUCAGGAAAAAUAUCGCGUUUGCAGUUGGCGCACUUACAGCGAUUGGCGAAGGAAUUGGCGAUGACUCAUCCGAGGCAACUAGCAAGAAGGACGACAAGCAACGGCUUGCCUUCCUAUGUGACAACCUAACGCUGCCGAGCCAUUUCAGGGCCUCGCCUCCUGAUGGUCAGAUUCGCCGCAACUGUGACUUCUAUGACACACAAAUCUUUGAGGAUUUAGCGAAUGGCGACGAGAGGAGUCAUCGAGUCAGCGAGUUCCUCAAAUGCAUGGCUCUGUGCAAUACCGUGGUGCCGCAUUACAAGGGCGGUGUAGGAGGCGUUGAAACGUUCCUCCCGUCCACCCUUGUGCAGAGCUGGGUGACCAGCGCAGGCACACACACCGGUGCCAGUGUCUUGGCGCGUUCCAUCGGUACAACUGCAGUAGUGGGGCAAAGGCCAAAUACCAGAGCCAGCGCCAUCGCACUGAGAGAGGCAGGAGGCAAGAUCAGUGAGGAGAAAGGACAGGCGUCGGUCGGGGGAUUAUGGCCGCUUAGUUCAAGUCAGUUUAUUCCGAACCCACCGCUCACCGUGAACAGCAUUGAAGCGAAUGGCGUGCAGGAACAAGCGGUAGAGCCUCAGCCGCUCUUCGCUCGCGGGGACUCCGCCAGCAGUGGCCAGCAACGUGAGGCCACUGCAAAGUUGGCCAAGAAGCGAAAGAGCCUUGGAAGAGGCGUGUCAUUUAAGGACACUCAUGAGGAAUACAGCUUCCCCAAGGACGGGGACGAAACGGUUAUCGAAGAUGGUGCUCAAAGUUUUUCAACAGCAGGCAUAUCCAGCAAGCCAAGUGGAGAGUUCAGUUCUAUUGGCCGAUCCGUACUGCCAAAGUGCGUCUCUUGGUAUUUAAUUCCUUCUUUGACUCAAGCAUUUGCAGUUCGCCUGAACUGGGGACUAAAUAUUGAUAGUGACAUUUCAUUGUAA
This is a messenger RNA of Cyclospora cayetanensis, 3942 nucleotides long. RefSeq lists its product as uncharacterized. NCBI's taxonomy places the organism in Eukaryota, Apicomplexa, Conoidasida, Eucoccidiorida, Eimeriidae. Bases 1 to 3942 code for a protein of 1313 amino acids. Gene Ontology annotation, biological process: phospholipid translocation. The transcript has 14 exons. The record is from RefSeq and is a predicted model, not a curated record. Gene Ontology annotation, cellular component: plasma membrane. Gene Ontology annotation, molecular function: ATPase-coupled intramembrane lipid carrier activity.